Molecule: messenger RNA, 3678 nt
Organism: Penicillium salamii
Lineage: Eukaryota; Fungi; Ascomycota; Eurotiomycetes; Eurotiales; Aspergillaceae
Source: the annotation of a GenBank genome assembly
AUGGAGGACCGCAUUCAAUUCGACAUAAACGAGUCGCUCAAGUUCUACUUGAGUGACCCGAUCACUGUUCCCACCCCAGAUGCCGACCCGGAAUUGUUGGAUUGUGAAUCGGACCCGGAACAGCUCUCACCACCGCUGAUUGACAGUGUCCUGAACCCGAUCGUGGAUGCCGUGGCGGAGAACCCAGAGGCAUUAACCAAAGCCGCGAUCUUUGAUUCUCUACAAUUUUUGCUAAAGUGCGCCCCGGUCCCUUCCCAACUUGCCCAUGGUGGAUGGCGCCCAGCUGGAGUCGACUCUGACGAAUCUUUUUACUCACGCAGAUACGCAACCUGUCUUCCCGCCAAAUCCCUAAGCAAGCUCCUGGAUCUGGUAGUCUCCGGAUUAUCCGUGGAAGCCGAUAUCAUUCAUGGAGACCUCGAAUCCGACGAACAGGAUGCCAUUCAACACCACAAGCAGCUACUGGAAAUGUACGGGUUCCUGCUCCAAUGGGCCCUAUCAGCAGUCGAGGUCAAGGCCGCGGAAAAACCCACCGAAGCCGCCCCCGUGCGACGAGGAGGCCCCAAAUCGAAGAAAUCCGCCAAUAGCGGCCAGUGGGAUUGGACACCGCAAAUUCAAAUUUCCAUGGAGACCAUGUGCAAAGUAAUGAAGCUGAAACUUGGCCGCAUAUUCCUGACAACCUCGGACCGUGACACAUUUAUCAAUCUGUUUACCCGAACGAUAUAUCUAGUUCUAGAGAGCGAGCAGCGGGUAAAGAGCAUGGCCAUCCGGAUGCAUGCGUUCAAAGUGCUGUGCAUUGCGGUCAAGCACCACGGACAGGCGUUUGGAGCACAAACCUCGAUUGUCCAGAGUUUGACCUACUUCGAGCAUCUCUCGGAGCCCAUGGCCGAAUUCCUUCAUAUUCUUGCCGAACAAUAUGACUACCCCCAGCUUUCCGAUGAAAUCUUGAAGGAGCUCGGAAAUAAGGAAUUCAACUCGAAUGAUACCAGAGGGCCAAAGUCUGUUUCGUCGUUUAUUAUCAAGCUAUCGGAACUUGCCCCCAGAUUGAUCAUUAAGCAAAUGACACUUCUCGCGAAACAGUUGGACAGCGAGGCAUAUACCCUCCGCUGCGCUGUGAUCGAGGUUUGCGGAAAUCUCAUCUCCGACCUCAGUCGACAGGAAGAGCGCAGUGAAAACUACAAGACCCAGAUCAACGCCUUUUUCGACGUUUUGGAAGAGCGAUUCCUCGAUAUCAACCCGUAUUGCCGCUGCCGUGCGAUUCAGGUAUUCAUGCGAAUCUGCGACUUGGAGCAGAAAUUCCCAAAGAGACGACAGGCAGCAGCAGAACUAGCUGCCAGAAGCUUAGAAGACAAGAGUAGCAACGUGCGCCGUAAUGCGAUCAAGCUGAUUUCCAAGCUCGUAUCGACGCAUCCCUUCAGUGUUAUGCAUGGUGGGCUACUUUCAUACAAGGAAUGGACAGAGCGACUGGAUACCGUUGACGCCGAACUGAACGCCCUGCGGCCCCCUGAGACUCCUGGAUUUGAAGCAGCCGAAAUGACCCAGGUGGACCCUGAGCUAUUGGAUGAUGCUACACAACUGCCUGAUGAGCCGGAUGAGUCUCCCUCAAAAGCGCCCCGGAUGACUGAUGAAGAGAAGGCCGUCGCUGUCCAGAAGGCGGCUGAACAAGCCGCGACUUCGGAAUUAUUGACUCGGCUUCAAUUGACAAGGAAGUACUACAAUGAGGCAAUUCGAUUUAUCGAAGUGUUGCAUUCCGCCUCCACCAUCGUCACGCAGUUGCUUGGCUCCCGGAACAAGAGCGAGGUCAUCGAGGCCAUGGACUUCUUUGUGAUGAUGGAUGCUUACAAAAUCGAGACUGCGCGCAGUGGAAUCCGCCGCAUGCUGCGUCUCAUUUGGACCAAGGGCAACAGCGACGAGGGAAAGGGCGUCCAGUCACACUUGAUCGACUGCUACAAGGGCCUCUUCUUCGAUGCACCCGGAUCCUUCACCCCCAAUGAUGCUGCGAACUACAUUGCUCGUAACAUGAUCAGUCUGACCUUCGGCGCAACACCCGCAGAACUUACAUGUCUUGAGCAGCUGUUAAGCACCAUGAUGAAGGCCGGCAACGUUUCCGAGGCAGUCAUUGCUAAGCUAUGGCAAGUCUAUAGCAUCCAGAGGAAGGAGAUCUCACGGACCCAACGUAGGGGCUCAAUCAUUGUUCUUGGCAUGCUCGCGCUAGCCGACCCCGAAGUCGUUGUCAAGGAAAUUGAGGCCAUGCUGCGCAUCGGUCUAGGUGGAUAUGGCAGGUCUGAUCUGGUGCUUGCCAAAUACACAUGUAUCGCUUUGCGGCGUAUGAUCCCAGGUCGACAAGCCAAGUCAAAGGAGGUCGUCGGCAUCCCUAAACUCGCCAGUGACCACUCAGUUCUCGUCCGAUUGGCCGCCAUUUUGGAGAUCGAAACCGCCAGCAAGGAGUGGUAUGGAGUGGCAGAGCAUGCUCUCAACGCCAUCUACGCACUUUCCAAACACCCAGAUGUCCUGUGCUCCGACAUUCUCCGAAGAAAGACCAUAUUUGUGUUCCAGCCUCACCUUCAACAGCACCCACCUUCUUCCCCGGCACCUCCAACAGAAGAACCAGAAGAUCAUCCGAUGGAGGACGAGGAGCGCCCUGGUACUGCGUCAUCUGAAACCCAGGAGCCCAAGCCUAAACCAGCAUCUGCUGCGCUGUCACAGCUGCUGUAUGUUGUCGGUCAUAUUGCCAUCAAACAGAUCGUGCAUCUGGAACUCUGUGAACUUGACUUUAAGCGCCGCAAGGUUGAGCAAGAGAAAACCAAAGCCGCCGAGCAGCCUCAAAAGAAAGACAAUACUGAAGAGGAUGAACUGGACCUCAUUGGUGGUACGACUGAAGAUGAUUUCCAAGACGCCAUGGCUCACAUCCGUGAGCGUGAGCUCCUCUUCGGAGAAAACUCCCUUUUGGCCAAAUUCGGUCCGCUUGUAAUCGAAAUUCUGGCCAACAACAACUCCUACCCAGAUCGUGAUCUCCAAGCCUCUGCGACCUUAUGUAUUGCCAAGCUGAUGUGCGUGUCUGCCGAGUACUGUGAGAAGAACCUGCCACUCCUGAUCACGAUCAUGGAGCGGUCUGAAGAUCCCAUCGUCCGAAGCAAUGCUGUCAUUGCAUUGGGCGAUAUGGCUGUUUGCUUUAACCACCUCAUUGACGAGAACACUGAUUUCCUCUACCGUCGGUUGAACGAUGAGGAUGCUUCCGUCAAACGUACCUGUUUGAUGACUCUCACCUUCCUCAUCCUGGCUGGUCAAGUCAAGGUCAAGGGACAGCUGGGUGAGAUGGCCAAAUGCCUGGAGGAUGAGGACAAGAAGAUCGCAGAUCUUGCUCGCAUGUUCUUCACCGAAUUGGCAACCAAGGACAACGCUGUCUACAACCAUUUUGUCGAUAUGUUCAGCUUGUUGAGCGCAGAGCGCAAUUUGGAUGAGCAGGCUCUCCGUCGGAUUGUCAAGUUCUUGAUUGGUUUCGUCGAAAAGGAAAAACACGCUCGCCAAUUGGCUGAUAAGCUUGCCGCCAGGCUGCCACGCUGCGAGACAGAACGACAGUGGAACGAUGUUGCCUAUGCUCUGUCUCUCCUGCCGCACAAGAACGAGGAGAUUACCAAGACUGUCACUACAGGUUUCAAGGUCGUCAGUGCCUCCGCUUAA